AUAGUCUUUUGGAGAUCCCACUAUUCAGAAAGAAAACCCACCAAACAAAGCCUUAUAGUGGGUGGUUAUUCUGAAGCUAUUAUCAUUGUCGAGAUGGCCCUUCUGGUUCAGUCCAUGGCUACUCAGAAGCCAAUUCCAUUAGCCACCAAAACUGUUGGCUCUAAAAAGGCUGCAACAGUAUUCCCGCUAGGAGAGCAAGGCCCAAGGACAAGUUACUCAACAACCACACCACCAGUGAAGCUACUAACAAGGGUGGAGCAGCUGAGACUCCUAACCAAAGCAGAAAAAGCUGGGCUCCUAUCAGCAGCAGAAAAGUUUGGUCUUUCGCUGUCAAGCAUAGAACAACUCGGUCUCCUCUCGAAAGCAGAAGAGCUAGGAGUACUUUCCACGGCUACUGAUCCUGGAACGCCAUCUGCUCUGCUGAGCCUGAGCUUGGUGUUGCUGGUUUUGGGUCCUUCCUGUGUCUUCCUGGUGCCCGAGGACUACCCCUGGGAAAUCGCGUUGCAGAUUGUGGUUGCUCUGCUUUGUGUGGUUGGCGGGUCUGCUGCUUUUGCAGCAUCAAAUUUUGUAUCCAAUUUGCAGAAAUCAAAUUGAAAUUGCUGAUACAGAUGUGUGCUGCACUGGGUAGUUUGUUUCUGUGUUGCUUUUUUAUUCUUUUUUGGUAACAAUGGAAAUUAUGGGAGCUCGGAAUUUCAUGCUUCAUGUACUGAUGCAGCACAGAGAGAGAGAGAGAGUUAUCCUUAAAAGAUAAGGAGCAUCACAAUAUCAUUUUCCAAAAGAAUAUAAAGAUGCACCAAAGAUCCAACACACUCUUUUAUGUCACUGAAUAAGAGAAAAAACCCCACAAAAACCGAAGAUGUUAUCAUCUGUUAAAUCUAACUAAUAUCCCAAGAAAGGAUAGGGAUGGAAAAAAAGGGGCAAAAGGGUUGAAGUAAUCAAAAUCCAUACGAAAUUUCUGGUACCCAAAAUUAUUGAAAUAAUAAUUUACUAACAAAAAUUGUUUUUUUUUUUUUUUUUCUCU
Molecule: messenger RNA, 1021 nt
Organism: Ilex paraguariensis (yerba mate)
Lineage: Eukaryota; Viridiplantae; Streptophyta; Magnoliopsida; Aquifoliales; Aquifoliaceae
Source: the annotation of a GenBank genome assembly